CUUGGGACCCUUCCGGUGGCUUCAGCCAAUCCGUGCAGAGAGGAGCGGGGAGGACCGAGAGGAGCUGUGGGAGCUCGAAGGGCCACGGCCGCCGCCACUGCCGCGGCAGGGGCGUGGAGGGCAGGGGGCGGCCGAGGCCGCAGCUGCAGACAUGGCUCAGGGCAGAGCCGGCGGAAACCCGUUCGCCGAGUCCGGCGAGCUUGACAACCCCUUUCAGGACCCAGCUGUGAUACAGCACCGACCCAGCCCGCAGUAUGCCACGCUGGACGUCUACAACCCUUUCGAGAGCCGGGAGCCAUCACCAGCCUACGAGCCUCCUGCCCCCACCCCUGCCCCGUUGCCUCCACCCUCAGCCCCCUCCUCGCAGCCCUCCAGGAAACUCAGCCCCACAGAACCCAAGAACUAUGGCUCCUACAGCACUCAGGCCUCAGCCGCAGCAGCCACAGCGGAGCUGCUGAAGAAGCAGGAGGAGCUCAACCGGAAGGCGGAGGAGCUGGACCGGCGGGAGCGGGAGCUGCAGCACGCCGCCCUGGGGGGCGCGGCCCCUCGACAGAACAAUUGGCCCCCUCUGCCUUCCUUUUGCCCAGUUCAGCCCUGCUUUUUCCAGGACAUCUCCAUGGAGAUCCCCCAGGAAUUUCAGAAGACGGUGUCCACCAUGUACUACCUCUGGAUGUGCAGCACUCUGGCCCUGCUCUUGAACUUCCUUGCCUGCUUGGCCAGCUUCUGCGUGGAGACCAGCAAUGGCUCAGGCUUUGGCCUUUCCAUCCUCUGGGUCCUCCUUUUCACCCCCUGCUCCUUCGUCUGCUGGUACCGCCCCAUGUAUAAGGCCUUCCGGAGUGACAGUUCGUUCAAUUUCUUCGUCUUCUUCUUCAUUUUCUUCGUCCAGGAUGUGCUAUUCGUCCUGCAGGCCAUUGGCAUCCCGGGUUGGGGGUUCAGUGGCUGGAUCUCCGCCCUGGUGGUGCUCAAGACCAACACGGCGGUGGCUGUGCUCAUGCUGCUGGUCGCCCUGCUCUUCACCGGCAUCGCCGUGCUGGGAAUUGUGAUGCUCAAGCGGAUCCACUCCUUGUACCGCCGCACAGGUGCCAGCUUUCAGAAGGCCCAGCAAGAAUUUGCUGCUGGUGUCUUCUCCAACCCUGCGGUGCGAACCGCAGCUGCCAACGCAGCUGCUGGGGCUGCUGAAAAUGCCUUCCGGGGCCCGUGAGCCCUGACUGGGGUGCCCUGGCCCUGCCACUUGAGGGAGCUGACCUGGCCCCCUUCCCUGAGGUUUCUGGGACUUGGAAAGACAGCACUACUCGAUGGCUCCUCCCUAGUGCCCCCAAUCCCACAGCCAUGACUGCUGAACCUGACUCGGGGGUUGGGAGUCCACUGUGACCCGGUCACUGCCCACCCUGCCCCUUCAGGCCACACUGCUGCCACCUCCCACACUCCCCAGCCCGGCUUCCCUCUGCUGUGCCAAGGCUGUUGCUUCAGUUAUUUAAAUUAAAAAAAUUAAC
Molecule: messenger RNA, 1493 nt
Organism: Lepus europaeus (European hare)
Lineage: Eukaryota; Metazoa; Chordata; Mammalia; Lagomorpha; Leporidae
Gene: SCAMP3
Product: secretory carrier membrane protein 3
Exons: 9
Coding region: 152-1201 (349 amino acids)
Biological process (GO): protein transport
Cellular component (GO): recycling endosome membrane; trans-Golgi network membrane
Source: RefSeq, a predicted model, not a curated record